Molecule: messenger RNA, 3477 nt
Organism: Musca domestica (house fly)
Lineage: Eukaryota; Metazoa; Arthropoda; Insecta; Diptera; Muscidae
Gene: BOD1
Product: biorientation of chromosomes in cell division protein 1-like 1
Exons: 4
Coding region: 165-2858 (897 amino acids)
Source: RefSeq, a predicted model, not a curated record
UUGUUACGGGAAAGUGCAACCCUGCUCACAGUAUAUACGAACGAAAUGAAAAAAGAGGCAAAAAAACAAUGUGUUGAAAAAGAAGAAGACUCGAAUAAAGAAGGAAGAACUUGUUGUUUUGGCAAACAAUCUAAAGAAUCAAAGAGUCAACAUCGAGGUUGGAAAUGGAUGCUUCUCUUGUGGAAAAAAUAGUGCAUGAAGUGAAAUCACAAGGAGUGUUUGAUGAGUUUCGUAAGGAUUCUAUGGCCGAUGUGGACACAAAGCCCGCCUAUCAAAAUCUGCGGCAACGAGUAGAAAAGUCUGUUAAAAAGUUUUUGUCCGAACAAACAUGGACUCCGGAAAUGAACAAGAAUCAAUUGAGAGAAAAAUUGCGACGUCACAUUGCCGAGUCGGGUUUCCUGGAUGUCGGCGUUGAGCGUAUUGUUGAUCAAGUAGUGAACCCAAAGAUUGGUAGUGUCUUUCAACCUCGAAUAGAGGAGAUAGCCUAUAAAUAUUUGGGUUUGCCACCACCUCAAAAAAUUUACGAACCUCCUCCCCCGCCUCUGAUGCAUCCACUGCCACCAUUACCUCUGACUGCCCCGCCACCACCGCUGAAAGUCGAAACAUGCAGUCUCUUGCCGAAUGAUUUGGAGCAAGUUAGUCCCGAUUCUGAUAAAGGAACCGUGAAAUCCGAGGCAGAAGGUGAUGACAAGACAAAUGUGGAUAUGGAGACCGAAGAGAAAAUAAUAGAUGAUGAUGAGUCGCCGCCUUUUGAACCAUUGGUGAAGAGUGAAUCAAAGGAUAUAAAGCUAGAGCCGAAAGCCAUAAAGACAGAGCAUGACGAGCCCGAAGACAACAUUAAAAAAUUUGAUGACAAUGAUAGUACCACCGUUAAAACUGAGAUGAAAGAUCUGGGUGAAAGUCAGAGUUCUACUAACAUAGAUAAAGACAAUAACAGUCAAUCGAUGGAUUGCAGAAACUCGCAAGAUUCACAAUUAUCAAGUGUUUCCAGCGACACGCGUUUAACACCUGAAAUUAAGGAUGACUCUGCGCCACCUCGCAGUUCGCAGGAGGAAGCCGUAACUGCAAAUAUUUCCGAAGAAGCACAAAUGCCCAAGUUCAAUGAAAACUCCAGCGAACCUAGCUGUACUAAUGGCCGAAAGGAGUCAGACUCGACACUUCAUUUCGAUAUCAAGAAAGAUGAAAUAAAGUUUGAGGGAACCGAAAGGAAGAAAUUGGAAGAUUCUCAGGUAUCACCUAUGGAUGAUGAUAUAAAAUGUGAGUUGCCUUCGGGGACUCCAUUGUCUGAAUGUAAGAGUGACAUGUUUAAGUUUUCGGUAAAUACUAGCUCUGUAGCUGAGCAAAAGGAACAUGAUUUGGAACGAACUCCAAAUGCUCAGGAGUCAAGCUUUGGUUCGAGCAUAGAAGAUUCAGCUUCAAUUCCCACGAACAUUACAAACCAAGUAACUGUGGAUGAGAAAGAUAAAGAUUUGAGCAGAGGAGAAAAAUCACCACAAACCGCAGUAUCUACAAUAUCCAAAAUACCAUCGACCCCCACGGCCACACCGACCGCAACACCAACAGUUACGCCAACCCCUACUCCUAUUUCACAACCUUUGCCGCCAACUCCGUCGCCUAUAUCCACUCACCGGGCAGACAGAGAGCACUCAUCCAGACAUUCCUCUUCAUCUAAGCAUAAGAAACAUUCAAAGGAACGUCGUCGAUCCCACGACAGAGAGAAGGAUAGAGGAGAGCGUUACCGCAGUAGCAAAGAGGGCAAAGAGCGGCACCGUAAUAGCAAUAGUAGUAGCCACAAAGGCAACAGCAAACACUCAUCGUCAUCAUCUUCCAACAGGCAUUCUUCGUCAUCGUCCCACAACAAGUCAUCGAAUGAAAAGGAGUUGGAUCGUUCACACUCCUCGUCCCGACAUGGAAAAUAUGCAUCAUCCUCUGAUAAGAGGAAUUCCUUGUCUUCUUCAAACAAGGACCAUUCGUCGUCGUCGUCCAACACGUCAUCAACGAUGACAAAACGUAGCGGGCGCUAUGAUGAUGAUCACUAUGAAGCUAAACAAAAACCACAAAGAAGGAAGUCUACCGAUUCAAAUGAUGAUGACGGCGACAAAGGGGGUAGUAGCACUGGCGGUGGUGGCAAAUUAAACCACGGUCAAUAUCAAAAAGUUGCGAGCGCAAGUAGUUCCAAAUCGAAAACGAAAUAUGCCAGUGAUACGGGUCAUUCAACAGCUUCGAAGGAGCACGGCAAUCAACCCGACGAUCUUUCACUCAGGGAGCUCUCCGAAAAGAAAGACGAAACUCCAAAAUUACCCAACAAUGUAGUUAUUCUGAAUGAUUUGCUAGAAAAUCCGCAAACUCAAUGCAUUCAACUAGAUUCUCGAGGGCACCUUAUAGAAGUACCGGCCAUUCAAAGCGAUAGCCGAACUAUAACAACCGGUAACGAGGCAGAUUUGUUAUAUUUUGAAGUGGAUUUGCAAGAGUCCUUCAGGCAGAGAAUAAAUAUCCUAAACGAUACUAUGGACCUUUGUCGCAAAGCGGUUAAUUACUUGCGGUUUGAUUCUCCUAUUGACGAAGGAAUUGAGCUAUCCAGUGAAGAUGAUUAUAACCACAAUCGUGCCAAUACAUCGAUCAGCUCAAUACGAACAUCUUUGAAACGCAAAUCAAUUAUAAACUUUGAAGACUAUGAGCGAACACCGCAAAAACGCUGCCCGAUAGACAAGAGUGACGAGAAUGCUUUGAAAACCUCGCCAACACCUUCGGAUCUCAGUGUUAGCUCCAAAGAAAAUGAAGAAAUUGAUAAAAAUUCCGGUGGUAGCGUUAGCAUGGAUGCAUCAACAUUUGUGUCAGGAGGAGCCUGCUGUUUUUGAUUGCCAUCGAUUGUGCGGUGUUCUUAGAACUGAAAAUGCCAUUUGAGUGAUCUUCGAAAUGGGUGUUAAUAACUCAAAAUACCGUAUGAUGCUUUGUUGUCCGCCCGACUGAGGAAUAUGCACUUAGUUAUUCACUGUGCAGAAGAGACCACAUUAAUUCCCCAUUAAAUGUUCCAAAUAAAACAACUACGAAACUUUUUAUUGGUAAUUGACAUAAAAACAAUUUUAUUUUUGUUUUUGCUUUCGUUUGUAUAUAUUUUUUACAAGUAUCAGAUUGAUGUUUCUCCAUUGUUGUGGGGUGAGUGUGUAUAUCUGUGUGUGUGUGUGUCGUGUAUCACGAUAACAAUUUUUGUUUUUGUUUUUCCAAAAUUUCAAAUUCUCUUAAGGAAUUUCAAUUUUAAUGCUACUCGUUUUUGAUAAUAGCACUACAACUAAUUAAUUACUUGUUUAGCAUUUUAAGAGUAUGUUAAAUUUCUCACAACUAAUUGGUAAAAUUAAGAAGAAAAAAAUAACACAUUACUACUUCAAUUAAUAAAUUAACGCGUAUUCUUCGAAGAUAAUCUGAGCUUAUGUCUUAAACACAUACAUACAUAUGUCUUUAGGGAUAAAAUGUAAACUU